Acipenser ruthenus (sterlet) is the source of this 6617-nucleotide messenger RNA. RefSeq names its product atos homolog protein B-like. The coding region runs from base 1187 to 3058 and encodes 623 amino acids. NCBI's taxonomy places the organism in Eukaryota, Metazoa, Chordata, Actinopteri, Acipenseriformes, Acipenseridae. The transcript has 10 exons. The record is from RefSeq and is a predicted model, not a curated record.
UCUCUCUCUUCUCUCUCUCUCUCUCUCUCUCUCUCUCUCUGUUGCUCGACUCCAAAUUUCAUGUGGGUUUCAAAACAAGCUCUCCCAGAAUAGUUUGCUCUCUCACUCUCACUGCACUAUGGCUACAUUUAGAAAAAAAUGCUGCUUUCUCACUUCUAUAAGACCCCAUUUCAAUCUGUCCCUAACAACGACCACAAGACAACCUGCUGCCAAUAAUGCCACCAUUAUUCCACCCUCCCUCUCAGUCCCUCGGCUCUACCACUAAGCCAGCCUCCCCCAACUCUGACCAAUAUGACACCUUCCUUCUCCCAGUCCGUUAGCUUUAACUGCUAAGCCUAACCUCCCUCCCAGCCCUUCAGCUAAAAUGACUAAGCCAGCCUCUCUCGGCUCUCUAGACUAGACCAGCACUAGCUCUGACUCACUGAGAUGCAGACUGCUCCAGCACGCAGAACUCCCACCAGCUCUAAAUAAAAAAGCAGGCGAUGCAGCUUGAAGCCGGUGCUGCAGGACGGUGUCUGCUGCAGAGGAGCCGGAGAGCAGUGCUGUCUGGUUGGGCGCGUGUGUUUUUGUGUCUGCAAUGCUGAGCAGGGGAGAGGCCAGGCUCCCAGACUCGCAGCUAUACAGUGCUGCCGGACUGCUGCAACCGAACACUCUCCACAAAGGUCCUUCCAUUGGAAUGCCUUCAGAAUUAUGAGCAUCGUGUGCACCUCCCAACACCCAUGUACCACAGGUUUCUUCGAGACACUCCAGAUUCUGAGGGGGUGUGUGUGGAUAUUGCUCAGCCCACGCAGCUCUGCAGUACCUGAAUGAUGCUCUUCCACAGCACGUGCUGCUGAUUCACAUCUCACCACUCUGCCCCAGCCCUGCCCGGGAUGCUGUUCGUGGCUUCAUGUGGACUCGGUGGUGUCUGUGGAGAUGGAUGCACCACGCUCGUUCCAGGCUCUAGGGGGCAGGAGAGAGGCAGAGCGAGUCAAGGAGGGGAGCGGAGGAGACGAGUGAUGAAGUGCUGCUGCGCUCCCGACAGCAAAAGAUUUCAGCUGUGUUGAUGUAAGGAGCGACUCAAGUUACCACUUGGGCAGGAAAAGAAAAAAAAACUUCUAGCAGAUUUCUCUACUUUUCUUUUGCACUUUAAAUAUUUAUAUGUUUUUUCAAUUGACUUGAUCUGGUGCACAAAACUGAAGGAACAAUGAGACACAUCCAUGUGGAAAUUGCACAGAAAGAGCCGUCUGCGGACCAGCCUCCUCAAGAGGGGGAUCUUCCCCGGCCGAACAUCCAAACAGGGGGCCUGGACUCCAGCCCGGGCCAGGGCCUCAUCCGGCCCUUCAGUGAGAACGAGAUCAAGCUGCAGAAGGUCUACCAGCUCUCCAUUUUCUCACAGCUGGCCGGCUUCACCGAGAGUGCGGGGCAGAGGGCCGGCAAACACACCACGAAGAGAGGACCGUCCGAGAGCCCUACCCAUUCAGACAACAAGCGGGUCCACCUGGCCCAGUCCGACGAGGAGCUAGAGGAUGAGGUGGGGCCCUCGGACCAGCUGGUGGACGAGAAGCCCCUGUUGUGUGGCUCCGGCCAGCACUUCUCUCACGCAGGGAUGCGUGUGAUUGAGCACAAGGACUACGUCUCUCCUGCCAGAGACCCUGCCUGGAGCGCAGGGAGGCUACCGUUCCCUCUCCCUGCGCUCGACUGCAGCAAGCAGGUUUCAGAGCACAAUGAGGACCGGGCCUCGAGGAAUGGGGAGGACUGCAACCGUCAAAGAAACCCGCAUUCUGCCGAUGGUGCAAUCCAGACAGAUCCAGCAGCCUUCAAGUCAAUGGCAGAACCCAACAACGCCGGGAAGCAGGAGCUGACAGACAGAGACAGGACUGCUAGCACAUGGGAUCUUGCCAAUGGAGAAAUGUCUUGUGGCCAAACCUCUAGCAACACCGAGCACAAGGACUUCAGAAAAUGCUGUGAGUCAAGCGAUGGAGGGCCGUCUCCUUAUCAAGAGAUGGAGGACAGGAGGUCAAGGACUUUAGAUCUGGAGCUGAGGUCUCCAGAGACGGAUCGACCGCAGGCUUCCUCCAGUAACGGACUGGCCUCCUCCGAGAAGACCCCAUGCGUCCCCAAGCAGUCUGGCCCCAGCCCGGCCUCUGGCGGCAGCGGCUAUGGUGUCAAGAGGAAACUCCUGGUGUCCAGCGACAUAGCGGAGUCCUGCUCCGAGGACGAGGGCCCUUCCACCUCCAAGAAGAGUCGCACCCCGCUGUCCCACGCCAUCACUGUAUCCUGCCGCAGCACCGACGCCAAAGCAGCUCCCUUCUGGAACCACCUGCUCCCCUUGACCCGGGACAGGCCCAAGAGUUCAGCUGAUUGCAGCAGUGUGGGCAGAAGACUGAAAAGUGGACUUCGGCUGAAAUCGAGGCAGCUCCGCAGCAGCCGUCGGGGGGAGUCGAGCCAGGCUCCUCGCUCCAGCUGGCCAUCUGCCUCCAUCAGCCGCUCCCUGCUGGGGAACUUUGAGGAGUCGAUCCUGAAGGGCCGCUUUGCCCCGUCGGGCCGGAUCGAGGGAUUCACUGCAGAGAUUGGUGCCAGCGGCUCCUACUGCCCCCAGCACGCCACCCUGCCUGUGGAGGUCACCUACUAUGACAUCUCUGAACACAGCGCUCCCUCCCCUUUCCUGGGCGUGAUCCACCUGGAGCCUUUGGGAAAGAAGGGAUACAGCGUUCCCAAAGCAGGAACCAUCCAAGUGACCUUAUUCAACCCUAAUAAAACUGUGGUGAAGAUGUUCCUGGUGACGUACAGCUUCGGGGACAUGCCAGUGAACCACGUGACCUUCCUGCGGCACCGCAUCUUCCUGGUGCCCGUGGAGGAGGGGGAGGAGCAGGGGGGCACCCCCAACCGGAGGAGGAUACUCUGCUACCUGAUUCACCUCAGAUUCCAGAGCUCAAAGUCUGGGAAGAUCUAUUUGCACAACGAUAUCCGGCUGCUGUUCUCCCGUAAAUCUAUCGAGGUUGACACGGGGAUCCCCUACGAGUUGAAAUCUUUCACAGAAAUGCCAAGAAACCCCAAGUACUCUCCUAGGGUAUGAACAUGGGAUAGUACAGCUUAAUACAAACAAAACUAUACAGAAACUUGAAAAAACAAGAAAACCGAAAGACUCAAAGCUGUUUCUGAAUUCAGUGUUAACAUGCAUGCCUUGUAACAAGCCUCUGUGUUCUCUUGUAGUGCGGUUUACAUUUUAUAGCACUGAUGUUCAACCUUUCUGAACCCAAGGACCAUACACCCAUACUGUGGAUCAACAAGAGAGCUGAAGCCAGCAAACCAUGCUUUAAAAAAUAAACACUCACUGUUCCUAGCAGUUCAGAAAGCUCCCUCGUGGAAUGCCCUUGUUAAAUACGACCUGGCAUCUUUGGGGACCAUACACCUUGGCAUACACUCAAUCACGUUGUGCAUAGUUCACAGAAGGGAGGAGUUUGCUAUUCUCCCUGGAGAACAUGCACCAGUGGCUGAGGAAAUGAUCAUCUGCUCAGCUAAUCUCUCAAUUCCCAUCUGGUUGAACGUCCAGUGACUUUCUAUAUACUACACCAGCGGUUUGGAUGUUUUAGACUCAAGGAGUUGUGACACCCACUUCAUCAGUUCAGUGAUUUCCCUACAGUCCUGCCAAAGGAAGCUGUUCUUAUGUUGCGUAAGUGAUCUGAAGGGGAUUUCUGUUAUUAUGCAGAGUAGUGUGAUGUCCAGUAUUUUGGAUGCGGUACAAGAGUUAAAAACCUUGCUGCUGUUAAAGAAAGCUAGAGCCACUGUCCAUGCUCGGGUCCUCCACCACAAGGGGAAUGAAUGUUCAGUGACGUAUGAGCAGUGAGUGUACAUAAAGGCUGUUUGGGUACGAUCCUGCAAAAGUGCCACCCAUGUAGGCCACAUAUGAAAGAAUUAAUCCCCUGGAAAGCUUUGGGAGUGGGGUAGCACUGUAGGUAAUAUGUAAUGGGGAUAGGGGAUGUAAGUGAUUGGGAUGUAGUUUUAAAAAAAAAAUACUCCUGUUCUGAAAUCGGAGUUGAUACAAAAGCAUUCUCGAUCCUGAAAAAGCCUGUGCUGUCACUGUGCACAUCCCUGAUGUUGGUGGUUUAUCCAGUCUGGGGGCCACCAGUCUGUCCAUGGUGGAAGUUGGUUGGAGAACAAGUGUGUUAGAGCAUUCUGUUAACAGUCUGAGUUAAAAGAAAACAAAAAAAGAGUAAUAUUUAAUUUAUUUGCAGAUGUCUUACAGCAAUAUUCUGUGCAUAUUGAAGGUGUGUGCGGAGCUACAUUCUGUUGAGAGUUGAUUGGUUUGGGGGGUGGGGAGGGGUGGAGAACUGGACUUGUCAGUAACACAGAUCACACAAUAAUUAAAAAUGUUGCAGGAGAUGUGAUGUUAUCAAAAAAAAAAGUUUUUAGGUCACUUACGAUUUAUAACACAUCACAACUUCUGAUGCCUACUAAACACAGCACUCAACGGCUCAAGCAUAGUGAAGAUGUGGAUUCCAAAGAAAAUGAAGGGGGUUGAGAAGGGUGUCUACCAUGGGUAGCCAGGACAGCACUCCUGCACUCAAAAGCUAGUGAUACAAUCUUAGGGGUGUACAGUAAGUUGGAUUUGUUGCAUGAUUGCAAGUUUGUUUUACAUAAACCCAAACCAAUGGUCAUAUACAUUGUGCAAUGCAAACUUUUCCAUCGUGUUUUAAAAGACAAACUCCGAUUGUAACCACCUGUUAGCUUGUGAAACUCAAGUGCAGCUUAUUAGGGCUUUUACAAAGCACAAUAAACCCACAAAGGCUGUUUGUGAUAGCGCUUUGGCAUUCUGGUACGAAUACUGGUCAGGUAUAAUGCAGGCACACUUCCCCCCCAAAGCUCCCCAAAUGCAUCUCAAUCUAGACUCGUCUAACUGACUGCUAAGAGACGUUUGUGAUGUGGGACUUUAGUCCAUUUAAGGCUGCAGGUUGCACAAAGCUAAUUCAAUUUGUGGUUAGGCUUCCAGAGGUGAGAAGCUUGAGCAUUAGCUUCCCCUGUCAUACUCUGAAGGGUGGGUAUCUGCUUUAAUUGUCGUACCUACCAAAGGUGGUGAAGCAUUAAAAUGAUGGCAGUGAUAAUGUAAAAAAAAAAGUUGCUUUCAGGUUUAAUCGGCGAAGAGUAUUUUAGUUGCGAGAAACUUUUUUUUUUAUCUUGUUAUUUAAAGAUAAUUUUAGUUUAAGUCUAUGUUUAAGAUAAAAGUAGAUUGUACUUUGGUUUUAAAAUUGGAUUUUGAUAAGGCUGGAAACGCACCAGAGGAUUUUUUAUUAUUUAUUUUUAGCAAUAUGGUUUAUUUGUAGUAAGAGCAUGUGUUGGUUUCGUAGAAGUUCAUCGGAGAAGAGAGAUGCACACCACAUCUUUUAAUGCGCUUAGUUGUACACAACAGUUAGUAUUCCAUUUAAGUAAAGGUUUUGCAGUUGGCACAAUGAGAAAAAAGGUUGUACCAUUGCUUACGUAUCAGUUAGGAGCUGUUCCAGGAGAUGAUCUGCAGUACAGUAGAGUUCACUGGGGUAAAAAGGAUCCCUGACUUUGAAAAACAGAAGUAGUUAACACAGUGAAAAAUAACAGUUUCUUCUUUGGAAGGUCACUGAAAGAGAGGACAAUUACAAUAACAUUUCUGUGAAUUGACUGUGUUUAAAAAGACAUUGCAAGAUAAUAACAGAUUUAUAUUGCAUUAGCUGGAUAACUAAAAUGAUUUUACCUGUUUCUUUUAUUAUUGUAUUCUACAGGUGGGUGUAUUGAAGUUAUGGAUCAAAUAAAAGGGACAGUGACAGUCUAUUCAGGGACCUUACAAAACAACCAUGUGAAUCAAUAACAAAACCAGUUUGACAAAAUGGGUGUGAAAAUCGUUGUGUGAGAAGAAAGGAACAAAGCUAUGGAAGAUGGUAGAGCAGAGAAGUUUGAAAUGAGGUCAGUUCAUCGGGUUUGGCAUAGGGAAAAAAUGGCCUCCGUUGCUCUGAUGGAAAUCAGGAAAUUCAUUGAAGCAGGAUAGAAAGUGGCAUCCAUAUAGUUUGUGAAUGUGGAAGGUGUUGCAUUUAGUCAGGUGUCGUAAUGGACAGCUGGGCUUCCAUUCUGGUUAAGCAACAAUGACGGUGGUAUGGUUAAAAAACACACAUUAGAGCAGAAAGUUUCUUUGACAAGCCUUAUACAGUAGAAACCCAGUAUACAGGCAAUGGAAUGUGAAGCCUUUCAUCUCUGGGUAGCAGAAUAAUUUUCUUUCACAGGCCAUCGAAAGUCAGUUCCAUUGGCUUUUGUGCACUCAGAGCUGACACCUGCACUUGCAGUCUCACAGCGUAGGACUGGGCGGGCAUAUUGGCACAAGGCGGGGACACUGUGUGGGGAAGCAUGCACUGAAACUUACUGUAAAGUACAACUAAAUACUGUCAAGCCUGGUUAAUAGUAACUGAAUUCGAAAAUGAUAAUUGUAGAUUUAUAAACACAUGGGUUUGUCUGUGGGCCCUGAAGUCUCACAGCAAUAAGGGUUAGAUUCUGUUGACAUUCUGUGAUAUGUGUUACUGUGACAUGGGUUCCUUGAGUUCACACCUAUGCCAACACGUAAUACCUGUAGCUGGUCUCUCUGUAAAUAAAAAAUAAAUAAAAAAGUGUUGUCAAAA